AUGCCCGGUCUCAUAUCGCAACCGAAAUGGCCGGAGGGCUGGCCUUCGUUCACGCCCAAGGACUGCAACCCCAAAGACACGGUUUCUUCAGAUCUCAAGAAGGCCAUCAUUGCAGAGUACGGAGCGGAGGCGCUGCGGCAGGCAUGGAUCAAGACGUGCAAUGCGCUGAGCUCCGUGACCUCGCGUAUCGCCGCGACGGGUGUUGAUUCGGUGCCGGUGUUUGAAUACGACGAGAUCAUAUCCAGUGGCUAUAAGAGCAACUUCGACAAUGAACAGGCUCUCAAGCGGAUCAGGGCCGUAGGAUGCUGCAUCAUCCGCGGAGUGAUCCCCCAAGAGGAAGCCACGCAGCACCUCGAGGAUUUGCAGACCUUUAUCGCCCAAAACGCCGACACUAUUACAGGCUGGCCCAAACAGACCCCGGCCAUCUUCCAUCUAUAUGAAAGUCCCGUGCAGCUCAAACUGCGUACGCACCCGAACCAGCUCCAACUCCAGCGGCUGCUGAAUUCGCUGUUCACCGACCCCACGAUCUCACCCGAGGAGGAAAAAGCGCAAUGCGAGCCCAUUUUGUAUCCGGAUGCCCUGCGCGUCAGGCAGCCCGGCCAGGACUUUGACGGUCUGGGCCCUCACAUCGACGGCGGCUCGUUGUCGAGAUGGGCUGACGACGAGUACCGACACACGUACCACAAGAUCCUGUCCGGCCAUCCGGAGGAGUACGACCCAUACGACCUUUCGCAUCGACGAGUGGCCAAGCCCAGCAUGUUCCCCGGCGGCGCAAUGUGCACUGUUCUACGCAAUUUCCAAGGCUGGACCGCCCUAACUGAAUGUAGCCCAGGUGAGGGCGGCCUCAUGGUUAUGCCGGACAUACAUCUGGCCACGGCAUACAUGAUUCUGCGACCGUUCUUCAAAGACCCCCGGCACAAGGAUACUGACCAAGGCAACGAUUGGAAAGAUCCUGAGAAAUGGGAGCUAGACGACUCAUCCUGGUUUCCCGGCACGUACCCGAUGGACGCCCAGCUCUUGAGUCCCGCCAGCCACCCUCAUCUCCAUCUGGAAGAUACGCUGGUCAGCGUCCCGACCGUGUAUCCCGGCGACACCAUCUGGUGGCAUGCAGAUGAAUUGCUAGUGGACAAGUCGCUGAUCGUUGACCUACAGAUGUGCCAUGCCGUCGAAACCACCCACAACGGCACCCGGCCCGCAGCCGUCGUCUACAUCCCCGCCGCGCCCUCGACGCCCGACAACAAAGAAUACAUCCGUCGACAUUGGAGGGAUCUGCUGGCUGGAAACCCCCCAGAUGAUUACAAGUACCUCGACGGCACGGGCACCGAGCUUGUACUGAGCAAGCAGAACGAGAGGAAUAUGAUCGGAGCCUUGCCGAUCGACACGAUCAGUGCGGAGGGGAGGAGAGCGUUAGGAGAGGGAGUAUAG
Messenger RNA from Capronia epimyces CBS 606.96, 1425 nucleotides. RefSeq lists its product as uncharacterized. NCBI's taxonomy places the organism in Eukaryota, Fungi, Ascomycota, Eurotiomycetes, Chaetothyriales, Herpotrichiellaceae. Bases 1 to 1425 code for a protein of 474 amino acids. The record is from RefSeq and is a predicted model, not a curated record. The transcript has 2 exons.